AAUGAAAUGCACAAGCCAGGUGAAGUGGUCCUUGGUGGGCUGUUUGAGGUCCACUACACUUCUCUAUUUCCUGAAAUCACAUAUUCCUCAGAGCCAGAACAACCAACCUGUGAAGGCUUUGAUACUUUAGGUUUUAGGGAUGCCAUGACUAUGGCAUUUACUAUUGAAGAGAUCAACAAGAACCCAAAUCUGCUGCCAAAUGUGACCCUGGGAUACAGUCUUUAUGAUAACUGUGGUGCACUUGUUAUUGGGUUUAGAGGGGCCUUGUCUCUGGCCAGUGGUCAGGAAGAGAGGUUUUCACUUCAGGAGAACUGCUCAGGGGCUCCUCCAAUCCUUGCGAUUGUUGGUGAUUCCUAUUCAACAUUUUCAAUAGCUAUUGCCAAUGUGCUAGGUUUAUUCAAAAUACCAAUUGUAAGUUAUUUUGCCACAUGUUCAUGUCUGAGUGAUCGUCAGCAAUUUCCAUCCUUCUUCAGGACAAUCCCAAGCGAUGCUUUCCAGGUAAACGCUGUGAUUCAAAUUCUUAAACACUUUGGCUGGACAUGGGUGGGCCUGCUGGUUACCGACGAUGAUUAUGGAUUCUAUGUGGCCCAGGCUUUUCAAUCGGCCCUGUCAAAGAACGGUGGAGCUUGUCUGGCAUAUGUAGAGGUUUUGCCGUGGGAUAGCAAACCAGUUGAACUAAAAAGAAUUGUAACCUUGAUAAAGGUAUCAAAAGCUCGAGUCGUCAUCGUGUUUGCCCAUGAGAUUCAUACGUUUAGGCUAAUAGAAGAGGUAGUACAGCAAAAUGUCACAGGCCGACAAUGGAUUGCAAGUGAAGCGUGGGCAUCGGCAGCUGUGCUUCAGAUUCCUCGCUUCAUCCCUUAUCUUGGCGGCACACUUGGCAUUGCCAUCCGUAGAGGGGAAAUCCCAGGGCUCAGAGACUACCUCUUAAAAAUCCAUCCUGAUGAAAAUGACAACUAUGAAACUAAUCUGGUGAGACAGUUUUGGGAGCACACUUUUCAGUGUAAAUUCAAUCAAGCAGAUUUGGAAGAAGAUAGGAAACCUGUAUGCACUGGGGAUGAAGAUAUUGAACAAGUUGAGACUGAGCUUUUGGAUGUCUCCAACCUUAGACCUGAAUAUAAUGUUUACAAAGCAGUGUAUGCUUUGGCUUAUGCUCUUGAUGAAAUGCUGCAGUGUGAGCCAGGCAAAGGACCUUUUGUUGAACAGACCUGUGCUGCUCUGCAAAGUCUAGAACCGUGGCAGCUUUUGCACUAUUUACAGAAAGUCAAUUUCACCACCCCAUUUGGCGAUGAAGUGUCUUUUGAUGAAAAUGGUGAUGCCCUGCCUAUAUAUGAUGUAAUGAACUGGAUGUGGCUCCCUGAUGGAGGGACAGAAAUUCAGAAUGUAGGUGAAGUGAAGAAGUCUACCUUCAGAGGGGAAGAGCUCAUACUGUAUGAAAACAAAAUCUUCUGGAACUUUGAGUCAAAACAGCCACCCCAGUCGGUAUGCAGUGAAAACUGUCCUCCGGGUACACGAAUGGCGAGAAAAAAGGGGCAGCCUGUUUGCUGCUUUGACUGCGUUCCCUGUUCUGACGGAAAGAUCAGCAAUGAAUCCAAGGAUUUCUGGUCCAGCCCCCAGCGUGAUCAUUGUCUUCCUAAAGAAACAGAGUUUCUCUCCUAUCAGGAACCUCUUGGCAUCUGUUUAACAACCACCUCACUGCUGGGAACAUUCAUCUGUGCCGUUGUUUUGGGGAUCUUCAUCUAUCACCGUAGAACACCUGUAGUUCGAGCCAACAAUUCAGAGCUUAGCUUCCUGCUCCUAGUGUCACUGAAACUGUGCUUCCUGUGUUCGCUGCUGUUUAUUGGACAACCCAGGCUGUGGACAUGUCAGCUGAGACACGCAGCAUUUGGGAUCAGUUUUGUGCUUUGUGUCUCGUGCAUCCUGGUUAAAACCAUGGUGGUUCUGGCUGUUUUCAAGGCUUCUAAACCAGGAGGGGGAGCCAGUCUCAAGUGGUUUGGGCCAACACAGCAAAGAGGAACAGUCUUUGCUCUCACUUGCGUUCAGGCAGCGGUCUGCACUGUGUGGAUCGUCUCUGCUUCACCGAUGCCACAAAAAAACACACAAUACCACAAUGACAAAAUAGUUUAUGAGUGUGAUGUUGGUUCAGUAUUUGGAUUUGCUGUUCUACUUAGCUAUAUUGGCGUGCUAGCUUUCAUAAGCUUUAUGUUGGCAUUUUUAGCACGAAAUCUUCCAGACAACUUUAAUGAGGCCAAAUUCAUCACUUUCAGCAUGCUUAUCUUCUGUGCUGUGUGGGUGGCUUUUGUUCCUGCCUAUAUCAACUCUCCAGGAAAAUAUGCAGAUGCAGUGGAGGUGUUUGCCAUCCUGGCCUCUAGCUUUGGCCUUUUGGUGGCGCUGUUUGGGCCAAAAUGUUACAUAAUUCUGCUCAAACCAGAGAGAAAUACCAAAAAAGCUAUCAUGGGUCGUGCAACCACAAAAUCCUAAAGUCUUUUUUUUAAUCAAAAAUCUUUUAUGCCAAACAAUCAAAACUGUUGAAAUUAGACCGUGCAGUUGUUUUUCUUUUUAGGUAUUUG
Fundulus heteroclitus (mummichog) is the source of this 2567-nucleotide messenger RNA. Its product is annotated as extracellular calcium-sensing receptor-like. Lineage: Eukaryota; Metazoa; Chordata; Actinopteri; Cyprinodontiformes; Fundulidae. Gene Ontology annotation, biological process: G protein-coupled receptor signaling pathway. The transcript has 9 exons. Gene Ontology annotation, molecular function: G protein-coupled receptor activity. The record is from RefSeq and is a predicted model, not a curated record. The coding region runs from base 7 to 2478 and encodes 823 amino acids. Gene Ontology annotation, cellular component: membrane.